AGAAAUCGGUGCACCCACCAAUACGGUCAUUUCCACAGCUCUUGAAUGUCAGGCACCUGUUACUCGAUCACAACACGGCCAAAAUCCCACCAAGAUGCAACGCUUGAUUCCACCAGGUCGGCCAUCGAAGCGGAGAAAGACUGUUGCAGCCGCUCUUCCUCCAACCGACCUUCCUACUGCCACCAGCGAGCGACAUAAUUUACAACAUCGUGAGAUCCGAUCUUCCUAUCAAGAAGGGAAAAGAGCGCAGACUCCUAACCAAGCUUACUGGAACACUAUUAUGAACCUAGGGGAAGAGGAGGCCGAAACAGAUGCAGUAUGUAGAGCAGGACGAGUUCGGGCCAUUUCCGAGAUCAGAGACGUCCAUCCAAUUGAUCUCGGUGAGUCCAUCAAGCCCAUGAAGUCGAUAGAAGCGGAUAUGGAAGCAGAAGAAGCAGAAGAAGCAGAAGAAGCAGAAGAAGCAGAAGAAGCAGAAGAAGCAGACAUACAAACCUCUCCGUCUUCCACAUCAUCCGCCCUGGCGUCGGCACCAAGCCUGACUGACAUAGCGCCCAUGGAAGAAUUUUUCGAUGUUAAAUUCAACAGAAACCGGGUGACAUACACCAUCGUCCCAUUGAAAGAGAAUUUGCCUCCUUGGCGAAUCCUGGACGUGGUUGCAUCGUGUCCAUUGCGCGACGAGCGCAUUCACAGCGGCGACUAUGUGGUGAUCCGGCUGCAGGGAGAGCGAGUGCCUAGUGGAGAAAAGAAUUAUGCCAAGGUGCGUGAGAUCCGUACCUUGCCUGAUCCUGAUGCCCGGCCCUUGAUUCGUGUUGCGUGGCUGUAUCGAGUGGGAAACCGGCUGUACGAGAGUAAUCAUUACCAGAUCAUGCUCUGGGACACGGUGGAUGGCAUUCUGAAUACCUCCCAGCAGCGGCAGAUUCGGCGGGACAGUCUUUACGAUGCCUGUCAAAGGAUGCAGAUAUGUAACGUAGUGAUGAGAAGGCAAUGGCAGUCUCUAGAGCAGCAGAUAUUUGGCCAUGUCCAGAAAUAAUUC
Molecule: messenger RNA, 1033 nt
Organism: Exophiala oligosperma
Lineage: Eukaryota; Fungi; Ascomycota; Eurotiomycetes; Chaetothyriales; Herpotrichiellaceae
Exons: 2
Coding region: 95-1030 (311 amino acids)
Source: RefSeq, a predicted model, not a curated record